CGUGCUCGAUCAAAUUCUUCUUAGCAGGUCCCACUCAUGUAAUUAAACAAGCUGCCAUCUGUAUUGCUUCCUUUAGUUGGUGCAAGGAUGAAAGCAAAAGGCAUUAUGCAUAAUUAAAACAGCAAAGGAAAAGGCAGUUAUAAGCAUAUGAUGCCUACCAAACGCACUAGGUUUAUUUUAUCCUCUUAUAUCUCUGAAGUGCUUAACUUUGCAAGCAUAUGACAAUUAAUUAUAAGCAUAUGAUGCCUACCAAACGCACUAGGUUUAUUUUAUCCUCUUAUAUCUCUGAAGUGCUUAACUUUGCAAGCAUAUGACAAUUAAUGGUUUCUUCCAUGGUUUCUUCCAUGGCGCCAAGUUUGGCACUAGAUCCUUGGAGUGUGUAGCAAGCACAAGCAUUGGAUCUUCUUUUUCUAGCUUCCUCUUUUUUUCCAGGUCCGAUCCACCAACAGCAUAUAUAAGUGCUGGCUCAUACCUGCCUGUCGCCUUGCUUUUCACUGCUAAUCGCAUUCUCGAGAGCACAUAGCCCAAGACCCGAGGUGCCACGCCUGCAGCAAAUUGAGGACGUACGGGACGGUCAAGCUAUGGCCGCCGUCGCUGCCAUGGUACCAUACGUGAAGAAUCUGAUUGCGGGCAUGGCAAAAGAAGAGGUGAACAUGUUGUUGGGCGUAUCCGGCGAGAUCACCAAGCUGGAGGACAACACGGAAAGCAUCAAAGCCUUCCUGGCGGAUGCUGAGAGGAGGCGCGUCACCGAGAAGAGCAUCCAAAGAUGGGUGAACAAGCUCAAGAAUGCCAUGUACGACGCCACCGAUAUCCUAGACCUGUGCCAACUCAAGGCUGACAAGAGGAGGGAAUCUGAAGAUGGCAGCAUGGACAAGAAGGCUCCUAGUUGCUGCCAGUCAUUGCUCUUCUGCCUGCGGAAUCCUGUGUUCGCGCACAAGAUUGGCAGCCGCAUCAAAGAUCUGAACCAGCGUCUUGAUGACAUCCGCAAGGGGGCUGAUCAGUUCAACUUUAAUAUCAUGUUUGGUUCUUAUCAAGACAGGAGGAUGACCAGCCAAACUGAACACUCCAGCCGCAAGGCAAUGUCAGAGUUUGAUGAGUCAGCCAUUGUUGGGAAGAAUGUCGAGAAUGAUAUGAAGUUUCUUAUCCAAGAACUAAUCAUUGAUGACAACAACAACGACAACAACAUCAAGGUAGUUUCCAUAUCUGGCAUGGGUGGCAUCGGAAAGACCACCCUUGCCCAGAAGAUCUUCAAAGAGACAACCAUCCAAAAGAACUUCAAAACUAAGAUAUGGCUGAGCAUUGGCAAGCAUUUUGACGAUGCUGAGUUACUGAAGUCUGCACUCAAACAUGCUGGCAGAGAUCUUGGUGAGGAGAGAGACAUCUCCCGCCUUGUAUGGAACCUCACUGACGCCUUGUCAGCGAGCAAGUUCCUGGUGGUGAUGGAUGACAUUUGGAGUGAUGAAGCAUGGAGUAAUGUACUUUGUAUUCCAAUCAGAAAUGCUAGCCGGAAUAAACCGGGGAGUAGGGUCCUUGUCACUACAAGAUCAAAAGACUUAGUUUUAAAAAUGGGAGAAUCCUUCCACCAACAUCAUGUCAGCCCGUUAGACGAGGAGGAUGCCUGGUCCCUGCUCAAGAAACAAUUGACACCUAAUCAGGUAGUCGGAAUUGAGCAGCUGAAAAAUAUCGGGAUGGAUAUUCUUAAAAAGUGUGACGGCUUACCCCUUGCAAUUAAAGUGAUCGGAGGACUGCUAAGCACGAGGUACCCAAGCGAGCGUGAGUGGAAGGCUGUUUUGGACAGUCCCGCAUGGUCAGUAGGUGGACUGCCUGAGCAACUGGACAACCGGCUCUACUUGAGCUAUGAGGAUUUGUCUCCCCAGCUGAAGCAGUGCUUUCUAUACUGCUCACUCUUCCCUAAAGGUGCAAUAAUUAUACAACAAGUAAUUACUCCAAUGUGGAUCAGUGAAGGAUUUAUUCAACCUCUGGGUGCGAGUAGCAGUUUGCACGAUGGGUGUGGUGGGUUAGAAGACAUAGCAAUCCAGUACUACCGAGAGCUAAUCAACAGGAAUCUCAUAGAACCUACAAAAGAACAUUCUUUCACAGGAUAUUGGUGCACCAUGCAUGACGUGGUCCGCUCCUUUGCUGAACACAUGACAAGAGACGAAUCUCUGGUGGUGGUUGAUGACAAGCAAGCUUGUACUACACUUCGUGGUGGCAGCAGCAGCAUGCUUGUCCGUCGCCUCUCACUAGGAAGGACCAUAACACUAGCAGACUGGGCUGUUUUGCAAAGGCGGAAGUCACUUAGGACACUGAUUAUAGGUUGUAGAUUAAACUUGAAGUCUGGUGAUAUGCUAGGUAGUUUCUCUAGUCUGCGGGUACUGUGCAUACGCUCUUUACAUUUAGAUAGGUUGGUUGCCUCUCUAUCGAAGCUGAAGCACCUAAGGUACCUUCACUUAGAGGAUACAGAUGUGUCUAGGCUACCAGAAGACAUCCACAAGAUGAAGUUUCUACUGCACAUGUACCUUCUCAAUUGUAAGAAGUUGGGCCAUCUACCUAGCAGCAUCACAAAACUUGUCCAUUUAACAAGUCUAGCACUAAAUGGCACGAAUAUCAGUGCCGUGCCUAAGGGGUUUGGUGGCUUAUCAAAUCUGACGUCACUUUAUGGGUUCCCGGUACACGUGGACGACAUGGAUGCUGGCAGCAGCAGCUGGUGCAGUUUGCAAGAGCUGGCACCUCUUUCUCAGCUUAGGGAUCUCACACUACAUGGCCUUGAGAAGGUGCCUGCCUGCUGGAUGGCUGAGAAGGCCAUGAUUAGCAGCAAGGCCCACCUCAACAAUCUAGAGCUGAACUAUAAUAAUCAGGAGGCCAACGAGAAGCAGCAGCAGGAGGAGGUCUUGGAAAAGCUCUGCCCUCCGACCUGCAUUGAGAAUAUACGUGUGUUAGGGGGGUACGUUGGUUGCCACCUACCCAACUGGAUGUGCGCACCAGCAUCGGUGGAGUUUAAGAGCCUGAGGUAUUUGACGCUGCAGGACCUGCCUUGCUGCACACAUCUCCCAGACGGACUGGGUUGCCUCCCAAGUUUGGAAUAUCUUGACAUCACAAAUGCACCAGCCGUCAAACGAAUUGGGCCUGAAUUCCAAGCCUCCUUGGCUCCAUCGGCAUCGGCGGCACAUCCUCCGUUUCCUAAACUGGGAUGGCUGCAACUGGUAUGGCUUUGUGAGUGGGAGGAAUGGGAUUGGAACAACGACGGUUGUGAGGAGCAGCAGAGUGAUGCGAAAUCCGUUAUAGCCAUGCCUUAUCUUGAGGGACUAUACAUAAGAAACUGCAAGCUGAGGUGUCUUCCACCAGGGCUCGCCAACAGCAAGAGGCAUGCUCUGAGGGAACUGUACCUGUACAAAAUCACCAACCUGGUAUCCGUGGAGAACUUUCCUACUAUUGUGAAACUUGACGUGAUCGACUGCCCCGAUCUCAAGAGGAUCAACGGCCUCUUGAUGUUGCACAAGAUCAGGAUCAUCCGCUGCCCGAACGUGGAGGUGCUGGAAGGUGUCCCAGCACUUGAUAGCCUUGUGCUGGAGGACGCCACCAUGGAGGCUCUUCCAGGAUACCUGCGAGGUGUGAACCCAAGGUAUCUCAAUCUGGGUUGCAGCAAGAAGCUGUGGGAAUCCUUGUCAUCACCAGGUAGCUCCGAGUGGAACAAGAUCAACCAUAUCGGAAAACACAAUAUUGUCUUGUUGGAAGAUUGAGAUGCAAGCUCGCUGGAAUAUUCAGAUGAAGUUCGAGUACUGCACGGCUGGAUAGAAAUCAAUUCAUGCGUUCCUUCAGGGAGAAAAGCUAUGAUUCCACCGGACAUCAUACUCUGCUGAUGAAACAGAGUCGUGCUGAUAUGAAAAUUAUCCAUGCAUUCCUUCAGCGAGGAGGUAUGCUUCCGGAACCACACCGAGGCACACCCGGGCAUUGUAUUGUUCAGUGAAACAGAGUCCUGAUGCAGCCAAGACACACCAAGACACAUCCUUCAACGGGACGGAAAUAAAUGCAACCGUCGUUUCUCAUAGAAUUAAUUAUAAUAAUAAGAUUCUAGUCGCAUGCAUGUAUAUUUUUUUGCCCUUGUUUAAUUUCCUAGUACUGAUCCGGCUGAGAGUUGAGGAGUCUGAUUUCCCUCAUUAUAGUUGGGGUUAUUCUACAAGAGUCAAUAAAAGUACAGCUACAUGUUGCCAAUCAAGCGAAGUAUGAUUAUUUUAUAUAAUUUAGUACAGUAUGAUGAUGUGAGGUGAGGAGACUGCCCUGUGCCAGCAGGCGUGCAGAGGACAUCUGGUGAUGGCCUAGUUUGUUAACAUUAUUCGGUAAUGCUAGGAUCAGGCAUCCGAUGGAUCGGACGCCGUCCCCACCAUUCCAUUACUCUUCCUCCCGUUCUUCUGGACCAGGCGGUAGCGAGCGGCGCGCAAGGUUGGAGGCGGCGACGUCCAAAACCGGUGGCGAGCCCUCCACAGCGGU
Panicum virgatum (switchgrass) is the source of this 4488-nucleotide messenger RNA. Its product is annotated as disease resistance protein RGA2-like. Gene Ontology annotation, biological process: defense response to other organism. Gene Ontology annotation, molecular function: ADP binding. Bases 582 to 3740 code for a protein of 1052 amino acids. The record is from RefSeq and is a predicted model, not a curated record. Lineage: Eukaryota; Viridiplantae; Streptophyta; Magnoliopsida; Poales; Poaceae. The transcript has 5 exons.